This is a messenger RNA of Rangifer tarandus platyrhynchus (Svalbard reindeer), 481 nucleotides long. The record is from the annotation of a GenBank genome assembly. Lineage: Eukaryota; Metazoa; Chordata; Mammalia; Artiodactyla; Cervidae.
AAGCUCCACAUCCUGGGUGGGGAGGUGGCCGAGUCUGCACAGAAGUGCACCCACCUCAUCGCCAGCAAGGUGAAGCGGACCGUCAAGUUCCUGAUGGCCGUUUCCAAGGUGAAGCACAUCGUCACCCCAGAGUGGCUGGAGGAGUGCUUCAAGUGCCAGAAGUUCAUUGACGAACAGAACUACCUUCUCCGAGAUGCAGAGGCCGAAGUGCUUUUCUCCUUCAGUUUGGAGGAGUCCUUGAGGAGGGCCCACGUUUCUCUGCUUUUCAAGGCGAAAUACUUUUACAUCACUCCUGGGAUCUGCCCAAGUCUGUCAGCCAUGAAAGCGAUUGUGAAAUGUGCAGGAGGCAAAGUGUUGUCUAAACAACUGUCUAUCAGGAAACUCAUGGAACAUAAACAGGAUAAGAGUUUGUCAGAAAUAAUUUUAAUAGCCUGUGAAAAUGACCUUCACUUGUGUCAAGAGUAUUCUGCCAGAGGAAUAG